AGAAAACUAGACAUAAUUGUAUGUGACCAGGAAAGUUACAGAAUUAAUUAUACAUUGUUAUCACAAGGAAAAAUGGCCACUUUUGAUAUUCGUCUGGUUUCGUUAUAAUUAUCCGUUCUCUGCCAUUUGACAGGACAAUUUCAUAAAGAGCAGUGAUUUACGAUAUUGAAAACAAAGUUAAAAUGAUUUUAACUAUCUAUUCUCUGUUUGUACUAACAGUAUUUCCUGGAUUUUUGAUUUGUUUGCCGAACAAUAUUUAUUUUAAAGACGCUCCAUACUUCUUCGAUUAUAAUUCAUAUUUUGAUGUGUUAAACAUCGACAUACUUGCGAUCAACGAACCAAAUGCCGCAAAUGCGAGUAUCUAUUUUCAUUUUUUUCCCUUUUUUCCCGGUUCAGGCAAGGUAUCCAGAGCCGCAGAUAUCGAAGGUCACUUUUUUUGGGGCAAACUAACACUUAAGUCUGUCAGUUAUUCAAUCUAUCUGGAAUUGCUUGAUGGGACCUCAACUAUCUGUACAGUGAUAAUAGCCAAAGGAAAAUUGAUAGAUUAUCAAAACUCUACUACGAUUGUGAACAACAAAGAUUGUUUAAACGAUGGAUAUUGUACCAUUCUUGUGGAUUUUAAUAAGUGUCCUUAUCGAAGAAAUACGACAAACUUUCAUUGUUCCACGAUCGAUUUUCGACUAACCAUGUGCACUUUUGAAAGUGUGUACGAAAGCAAUCUCAAAUGGGAACAAUUCUAUGAUAAAGAUAAUCAGAUUGGAUAUAUGCCGAAUAUAACAUCGAAGAUAUCAAAAUACAUGUUCUUUUUAGAAGAUUUUGACAACAAUACUAUUGUGGGAAUAGAGCCAAACAAGCAUAAAAUAGUCAUGCAUUCAAAGAUUCGUGAUGACAAAAAUAUGAGCAUACUGCUGUUCAAUGACACGACACAGAUUACAUUUGAUUGUGGAGAAUAUAAACGGUAUACAAAACACUUAUACGUAGGCCUAAUUAAUACAACAGAAAACAAGAUAACGACAAUGAGUGACAACAAAAUUACGAUUAAAUACAACAAAGUAUACAACGCUAGCAUAUUGUGUUGUAUAUACUAUACAAAGUCUGAAAACACGCCUGAAACGUAUAUAACACGAUAUGUAGAAAAAAAGACGAUGUUAUUGUUUUAUUAUAAUUUGCCUGAAAAUAAUUCAAUUUCAGUAAAUACUGCCGAGGAUUAUACAGCGAAAACAUCAUUCGCUCAAAACCACGAUAUAGUUUACUUAUCAAUAAUAAUAGUUCUAACACUAUUAUUAUUAUUUCUGACUUUAUCAUUAAUCAAGAAAAUAUUUUGUAAGAAGACCUCUGAAAAUUUAGCUAAAUCUGAAUCGGUAGAGUUGAAUACGCUAGCCACAUCAGAUGGAGUAGUGUACACUGCCUUCGAGAAUAAAGAAAAGGACUUUCGAAAACCAGAAGAACCCAAUUACGCCGAAAUCGUAGGAGUAUUGAAUCCAUUUAAAAAUGGAAAUUUGCAUGUACAAUUUCAGUAGCAAACUCUUGCUAACUGACAAUUGAUAAUUUAUUUCUACGGUCGAAGUUAUCCCUGACUUUACACUCCUAAUAUAUCGGGUGUGUCGUUCACAAUCACAUUAAAUCAUAUCGCAUAUACUUUAUGAUAUUCUAAGGCGAAUUGUAAAAAAAAUAACCUAAUCCAUUCAGUGGUUUAACCACAGGAGUCAUUUUUCGUUUUUAUAAUUUACAACAUCAUGUGUAAAGCAGAGAUAAAGUUAGGAGUAUCGUAUGUUUUGAUCAGUUUUCAAGGGAGAAUUUCAGUUGUUUGUAAUGACUGACUUUUAUAUGGUGUUCUAAUUUUUGCACAUUUUUAUUCCAUUUACUUUGUUUGAAAAAACAUUUUUUUAUUUUUACGUAUUUUUCUUUUAUCUUUGUGUUAAUCGACAUAUGUGAUUAUGAACGACACACCCGACAUAAUCAUGGGCAAGUAUAUUGAGCCCUGACCUUCACCUGCGCAGAAGUUAUUUAUCAAUGGUUUAUUGCCAUAAGUGUAGGUACAGUGCGCAAAGCGAUCCCCAAUCUUCCGCCGAGAGCUCAUUAUCCGUGCCGAUAAUUAUACUAACGUAAAAAUUAUAUACUUUGCCUAACUGCCUACCGCAUAAUCUUUUCCUUCUCGCCUCAAUCCAUCCUAAGGUUGUCUGGAAGAAAUCGCUCUUAGCGAUAAGACCGCCCAUUAUGUCACCUACUUUAACUAGUUUAAGAUCAAAAAUGUAAAAUUGGUGUACCUAGUAAAGAAUAUCUAUCUAUCUAUCUAUCUAUCUAUCUAUCUAUA
Helicoverpa armigera (cotton bollworm) is the source of this 2314-nucleotide messenger RNA. RefSeq lists its product as uncharacterized. Lineage: Eukaryota; Metazoa; Arthropoda; Insecta; Lepidoptera; Noctuidae. Bases 183 to 1520 code for a protein of 445 amino acids. The transcript is spliced from 10 exons. The record is from RefSeq and is a predicted model, not a curated record.